Messenger RNA from Wasmannia auropunctata (little fire ant), 3111 nucleotides. It is a transcript of the gene Mvl, whose product is annotated as protein Malvolio-like. Gene Ontology annotation, cellular component: apical plasma membrane. NCBI's taxonomy places the organism in Eukaryota, Metazoa, Arthropoda, Insecta, Hymenoptera, Formicidae. Bases 414 to 2186 code for a protein of 590 amino acids. The record is from RefSeq and is a predicted model, not a curated record. Gene Ontology annotation, molecular function: cadmium ion transmembrane transporter activity; iron ion transmembrane transporter activity; manganese ion transmembrane transporter activity. Gene Ontology annotation, biological process: response to manganese ion; manganese ion homeostasis; metal ion transport. The transcript has 12 exons.
UCGGCCAAGUUCGCAGCAUUCGACUGCGCUCGUUGCAUUCAACAGCUGGCCAGUGGGUGAUCAACUACUGGCGGACGAUUUUUCGCGGUACGCGUUGGUGAUCGUAACACACGGAUCGCAACGUGAGGGGUCCUGUCGAUCCAACGUGAUUUUCGACCGCCCGAUCUCGUUAACUUCCUCUCCUCAAAGUGGAUCUCGAGAUAUUCCGAGGAGACACUCCGUUUCGCUUCCCACGGGCCAUCGAGAAAACACUCGGCGCCGACGAAUCCAGAGACAGUGCUCGUUGUAAAUAGUGUCCGUUCCUUUGUUCGUUAGUAUCACACAGUGGCAAUCAACGAUCCAGGAAGCGCACGUUAUCGCCCGGACGCCGCUGCUCCUCUAAAUAAGUAGUUUCAGUGUCGCAUCGAUACACCAUGCACAAUAAUAGUUACGACGUGAAGCCCAGUGACGAUGUCACCGUCACGACGGUGCCGCAUCAACGUAUGCACGAGUCAGAGGCGGGAGCGGGAAAGGCAGCCACCGAGAACACCUCUCUGUCGUCGGUCAACAACAAUCAGACCUACUUCGCCGACGAGAGGGUACAGGUGCCGGAAACAGGAACGGGCUUUAGCUUUAGAAAACUAUGGGCUUUCACGGGGCCUGGCUUCUUAAUGUCCAUAGCCUAUCUGGAUCCUGGCAACAUAGAAUCGGAUCUACAGUCCGGAGUGACGGCGAGAUACAAGUUAUUAUGGGUACUACUAAGCGCUACUAUCCUAGGUCUCGUUAUGCAAAGACUCAGCGCGCGCCUCGGCGUAGUGACCGGUCUACAUCUGGCGGAGAUGUGUUACAGACAAUACAAAAAAGUACCUAGAUUAAUUUUAUGGAUAAUGAUUGAAAUAGCGAUUAUUGGUAGCGAUAUGCAGGAGGUAAUAGGAACGGCUAUUGCCCUUUACCUCUUAUCUAAUAAAGCGAUUCCUAUAUGGGGCGGCGUACUUAUCACAGUAGUCGACACGUUCACAUUUUUAUUCCUGGAUAAAUACGGACUGAGGAAAUUGGAGUUUUUCUUCGGUCUUCUCAUCGCGAUCAUGGCUGUCACCUUCGGUUACGAGUACGUCGUUUCCGCGCCUUCUCAAAUCGACGUUGUAAGAGGUAUGUUUGUUCCGUGGUACAAUGGAAUGAAUUACGAUAACAAGGUGCUGCUCCAAGCUGUAGGAAUCGUCGGCGCGGUUAUUAUGCCGCACAAUUUGUACCUCCACAGUGCCUUGGUCAAAUCCAGAGACAUCGACCGAAGACAGCCUGCGAAGGUUAAAGAUGCCAACAUGUAUUACUUCAUUGAGGCUUGCAUUGCGCUAUUCAUUUCAUUUAUAAUCAACGUGUUUGUCGUGGCUGUAUUUGCUCAUGGCCUUUUUAACAAGACGAAUAACGAUGUUCAUAAAGUUUGCGAGGCGAAUAAUUAUACCCUCGGAAUAGAGACUUUUGAUACAAACAACGCGACAUUGGACGCGGAUCUUUAUAAGGGAGGAGUCUUCCUUGGUUGCACCUUCGGCGCGGCCGCAAUGUAUAUAUGGGCCGUCGGUAUCCUGGCCGCCGGUCAGUCGUCCACAAUGACGGGCACUUAUGCCGGCCAGUUCGCGAUGGAAGGAUUCUUGAAUCUGCAGUGGGCGCGAUGGAAGCGGGUCCUCUUCACUCGUACAAUCGCCAUAGUUCCCACGUUCCUGGUAGCCUUCUUCGCCGACAUGAACAAUUUGAGCAACAUGAACGACGUUUUGAACGCUAUCAUGAGCUUGCAACUGCCGUUCGCCACCCUGCCGACAAUCGCCUUCACGAGCAGCGCUCAAAUCAUGGGUGAAUUCCGAAACGGAAUAGUGAAUAAGAUCGUGUCGACUGCUUUGUCGAUCCUAGUAAUCGUUAUAAACGUAUAUUUCGUGAUACAAACUGCCCAGGAAGACUUGCCCCAUCAUUGGGCCAUAUACCUAAGCAUGGCUGUAUACGCGAUUCUGUAUCUUAUUUUCUGCGCUUAUUUGGCUAUUCACAUGGCUGUGAGCAUGGGUGCAACCUCCCUCGGUAACAAUUGGUUCGUUACCAAGUACAUUGGCACGCCCGUAAGUCCGACGCUCGGCAUAUCAAAUCCCGCCGUUUAUGCCAGAACAAAUCCAGCAUUUACUAUUCAAGAAAGUGGCAAUUUUACGUCUAUAGCAGAAUGGUAAUAACUCAACAAAUGUAUCAGCAUUGGAUAUGUGUACACGAUGUAUUACUACAAGGGGAACAGAAAAAGAGUCUGUUUUCAAUUGCAUAAUUGAAUAAGAGGUAAUAUUUAGUGCUUGAUGCAUUGCAUUGAUAUUUCAUCGUUAAAUUCGUUACAUCAUGAAUUUUUUUAAAUGUGCAAUUUUUUUCAUUAUAUGAAGGCAGAAUUCAAAUAUUAAUUCAAAUAAUUAAUUCGCAUCAAUGAUGAAAGACAACUGGCACAAAUCGACACGAUACUAAUGUGUACAAGUAUUUUAUACGUUAUAUCUUUUAAAAGUCAUUGACAUAUUUGUAAUAUCUAUAUUUGUUCAAAUUAUAUAUUCAAAAUUAUAUCAUAUUGAAAUAAAAUGUAAUUUUAUAAUCUAGUUUUUAAUCUUCACGCAUAAUUAUUCAGUCACACUACAUGAUAUGUGAAAUGAUGUAAAUACUAUUUCGUAUGAAUUAAUUUUUAUUAAUUUGCAUACAAAAUAAGUAAUAUCCGCAAUUUCUUUUGCAAAAAGCAGCAAAUGCAAUGACAGUUUUUUCGCCGAUUACAUAUCACACUACUGCUUGAAGUAUCACAAAAAUAUUCUUAAUGAAAUAUGCGCAUUACAUUUCUUAUUUAUAAGUACUCUAAAAUAAGUUGAGACACGCACUUAAUCGACAAAACUAAGUUGUAUGGUCGAUUUUAAAACAGGAACAUGUUUCACACAUUUUUCACUUAUAGCCCGCAGGUGUACAAUCGCAAAAUUCGCAAAAUCGGAAUUUCCAAUUAAACAUUACGCACAUAUAAAAAUUAGAAAAAGAUGUAUCUCUUUACAAAUAUACUGCGUUACAAUCAUUGCUACCACGCCUUGUACGAUCACUGAAAUGACCGAAUUUCUGUAAAUAAAAAUUUGUUUACGGGCA